CACAACCCACCACACCCUCACAACCCACCACACCCUCACAACCCACCACACCCUCACAACCCACCACACCCUCACAAUCCCUCAUCCUCUCUAGUGACGUCAAGGAACAAGCAGCUGACUUCUUCACUUUUCAUCUCAACAUAAAAUCAAUUGAAUGGGUAGACAGUGGAGGGCGUGGGCGUGUGGGUGGUCGUGGGUGGUGGUAUGGGCGCUAGUAGGGUUAGCCUCACACGCCUAUCUUAUCGAGGAUGACUUGAGGGUCGGCCUUGACUCUUCCCAUUGUGAACUAAAGGAGACCAUCCUACACUGUGACUACAAGCAAGUAACACAGCAGGAGGUGAAGUUAGAGGAGCUGCUCACAGACGGCCAGGCGGUGCAGCAGGUGGCAGUGUUCAACGCCAGGAAGCUCCGGCUGAGUGACGCUGUGUGUGUAAAUUUCUUACUCGAGAAUGUGUCCGAGGUGGUGGUGGUGGCAGCGGGUGAGGGCAGCAGUGACUGUCAGGCUGCUGAACUUGAGCUCUCAGUCAGCAGUUCCACCCUGAACAGGUUACCUGCCCAGGUGAGGAGCGUCCAGUUGAGAGACAGCAGCGUCACCUCCUUCACCACCACCUCCAGCAUCACCAGACUCACCAUCAUUAACUCCGUCAUCAAGAUCCUCCUCCUCUCCCAGCCACUGUCAGCCGGGUCCUCCGCCUCCUUCACUUCCACCGCCAUCGACACGCUGCAGAAGCUGGAGGUGGCCGCAGGAGCAACACUCACCAUGGUACACACCACAAUAGACGUCGUGGCGUCAAGAGGGUUGAUCUUACGGGGAGGAAAUACGGAAAUUAAGUCGUCCUCCGCCACUACGAUGUUGCACGACAGUGUGUUGGUGGGCCAGGCGGCCACACUCACCAUAGAGAACCACUCUGGCCAGCUGAGGGUGGCCGUGUUGACGCUCGCUGACCAACAUCCUUGUUACCUUAAAGACUUCUUUUUCUGGGGGUUUAUCACCAGCCUAGUGGUGUUGGUGGUGGUGUGUGUGGUGUGGGUGUACCUGUGGCACCGCAGGAGAAAACAGGCUCGUAUCUUCACGUCCCGGCGGUACUUCCACACAGCCACUGACGGGUCGUAACACACCUGCACGACGCUCCUCACAGCUGUUUCAGUCACCUCAAGUUACAAUAAACGACUAUGUCGAGGCCCCACGAGUGUUCGGUGAGCUCUGUCAGUAUGUCUGUCCGCACAUUACGGACGUAUCUGUCGUGACAGUUCGGUGCAUCAAUUAUUUAUUUACUAAUCAUCAAAUUAUUUAUGUUUGUGGUAACCGCUGAGCUGAACUCCACAUCUCAGCCGCCACACCAGCCGCCACACCAGCCGCCACACCAGCCGCCACACCUGGCAGGUACUCGGGAAAGAAUCGUAUAUGUUCUGAAGAUACACUUACAUAUCCGCUGAGGCACUCAACCUCAAACUUGUAGGAGUCCGUACGAGUGAGUGUUUGACAGUGCAGGAAUUAUUAGACAGAAGUUCAAGCCGGUAGAUGACCUUUUUAACCCCUGUGACCUAUCUUGACCAGACAGGAGAAAUCUCAAGAGUUUUAUUGAAGGGAUAAAAGUUGUGUGUGUGUGUGUGUGUGUGUGUGUGUGUGUGUGUGUGUGUGUGUGUGUGUGUGUGUGUAAGUUUGCAUGGUUUAGUUGAGAUAUCCGCGUGUGGAUUUGACUUAUCCACCUGAUGAGUAAUUAUCUCGUCCCAGGUGAGUUAACGAGGUGAUCAUUCCCAGGUAAAUGUUCACAUAUAAGUUUAAUUAUUUUCUUAUCAUUGUAAUUAAUAAACAAAACUGUAUAAAUAAAAUAGAUUAAAACAA
Molecule: messenger RNA, 1846 nt
Organism: Homarus americanus (American lobster)
Lineage: Eukaryota; Metazoa; Arthropoda; Malacostraca; Decapoda; Nephropidae
Exons: 3
Coding region: 155-1114 (319 amino acids)
Source: RefSeq, a predicted model, not a curated record